Messenger RNA from Tauraco erythrolophus (red-crested turaco), 5311 nucleotides. NCBI's taxonomy places the organism in Eukaryota, Metazoa, Chordata, Aves, Musophagiformes, Musophagidae. The record is from RefSeq and is a predicted model, not a curated record.
AUGUGUUUUAUUUGCAGGGAUAUUAAACCAGACAACAUUUUGAUGGAUAUGAAUGGACAUAUUCGAUUAGCAGAUUUUGGUUCUUGUCUGAAACUUAUGGAAGAUGGAACGGUCCAAUCUUCAGUGGCAGUUGGAACACCAGACUACAUCUCUCCAGAAAUCUUGCAGGCCAUGGAAGAUGGAAAAGGGAAGUAUGGGCCCGAGUGUGACUGGUGGUCCCUAGGCGUUUGCAUGUAUGAAAUGCUUUAUGGAGAAACACCCUUUUAUGCUGAGUCCUUGGUGGAGACCUAUGGGAAAAUAAUGAACCACAAAGAGAGAUUUCAGUUUCCUGCUCAAGUGACAGAUGUCUCUGAAAGUGCAAAGGACCUCAUCCGAAGGCUCAUUUGUAGCAGAGAGCAUCGACUUGGACAAAAUGGAAUAGAAGACUUUAAGAACCAUCCAUUUUUUGCUGGGAUUGACUGGGACAACAUCAGAAACUGUGAGGCACCUUAUAUCCCGGAAGUCAGCAGUCCCACUGAUACGUCAAACUUUGAUGUGGAUGAUGAUUGCUUAAAAAAUUCUGAAACAAUGCCUCCACCAUCACACACUGCAUUUUCUGGCCAUCAUUUACCGUUUGUGGGUUUCACAUAUACAAGUAGCUGUGUGCUUUCAGACCGCAGCUGUCUAAGACUGACAGCUGGACCACCCUCCAUGGAUCUUGAUGCCAGCAUUCAAAGAACUUUGGAGGAUAGUUUAGCAACAGAAGCUUAUGAGAGGAGAAUAAGACGCCUAGAACAGGAAAAGCUUGAACUUAGUAGAAAACUGCAAGAGUCCACCCAGACAGUCCAGGCUCUGCAGUAUUCAACGGUGGAUGGCCCAAUAACAGCAAGCAAAGAUUUAGAAAUUAAAAGUUUGAAAGAAGAAAUUGAAAAGUUGAAGAAACAGGUAACAGAUUCUGGUCAGCUAGAACAGCAACUUGAGGAGGCCAGCACUGCAAGGCGAGAGUUGGAUGAUGCUUCCAGACAAAUAAAGGCUUUUGAGAAACAAGUCAGAACACUGAAGCAAGAGAGGGAAGAUCUUAAUAAGGAACUGGCAGAGUCUAGUGACAGAUUAAAAUCCCAAGCCAAAGAGCUGAAAGAUGCACACAGCCAGCGGAAAUUGGCAAUGCAGGAGUUCUCAGAGAUGAACGAGCGGCUGACAGACUUGCACUCUCAAAAACAAAAGCUUGCCCGCCAGCUCCGAGAUAAGGAGGAAGAAAUGGAAGUGGUGAUGCAGAAAGUAGAAAGUUUAAGGCAAGAGUUACGCAGAACAGAGAGACUUAAAAAAGAACUGGAAGUCCAAGCUGAAGCUGCAGCUGCUGAGGCAUCCAAAGACAGGAAAUUGCGAGAGAGGAGUGAACAGUACUCUAAACAGUUGGAAAGCGAAGUAGAAGGGCUAAAGCAAAAACAGAUCGGUCGCUCACCUGGGGUAAGCAGUAUAGAACACCAGCAAGAGAUCACUAAAUUAAAGGCAGACCUGGAAAAGAAAAGUGUUUUCUAUGAAGAGGAACUAUCUAAACGUGAAAUAAUGCAUGCUAAUGAAAUAAAAAGCCUGAAGAAAGAACUACGGGAUGCAGAGAGCCAGCAGCUUGCCCUCAAGAAGGAGAUCAUGAUUUUGAAAGACAAGUUAGAGAAAACCAGAAGAGAAAACCAAAGUGAAAGGGAGGAAUUUGAAACAGAGUUCAAACAGAAAUAUGAACGAGAAAAGAUUCUGCUAACAGAGGAAAACAAAAAACUUUCAAACGAACUUGAUAAGCUCACCACCAUGUUUGAGAGACUGAGUAUGAAUAACCGGCAGCUGGAAGAAGAAAUGAGAGACCUGGCUGAUAAAAAGGAGUCUGUGGCGCACUGGGAGGCCCAAAUUACUGAGAUCAUCCAAUGGGUAAGUGAUGAAAAAGAUGCUCGAGGUUAUCUUCAAGCCUUGGCCUCUAAAAUGACAGAAGAACUAGAGGCCCUGAGGAACUCCAGUUUGGGUGCAAGAGCUACAGACAUGCCCUGGAAGAUGCGCCGCUUUGCAAAACUGGAUAUGUCUGCAAGGUUGGAACUACAGUCUGCUCUUGAUGCUGAAAUCCGAGCCAAACAGGCUAUUCAAGAUGAGUUGAAUAAAGUCAAAGCUUCCUGUAUCUCUACAGAGUGUAAAUUGCAAGAAUCUGAGAAGAAGAACAUGGAACUGCUGGCAGAUAUUGAAAGGCUGAAAAAGGAGACGGAAGAGCUCAGAUCAGAAAAGGGUGUAAAGCACCAAGACUCACAGAAUUCUUUCUUGGCAUUUUUGAAUGCGCCUACCUCUGCUCUGGAUCAAUUUGAAAUUGACUCAGUUGAGAAUUUUACAUUGUCUAAUACACCAUCACGGGAUGAAGAUAGCAAGUCUCACCUCCAUUCAAGAUCAAGGUCUCCUUCUACAGCUAGUGAGAUUGAACCAAUUGAGGUUACGGAUCAUCCUCCCCGUUCAGUUCACACACCAACCAUGAGGACAGCAUAUAUUGGAUCGGGACUCUCUGCACCAAAGCCUAAAGCCCACCAGUUUGUAGUGAAAUCAUUUAAUACACCAACAAAAUGCAAUCAAUGCACAUCUCUGAUGGUCGGUUUAAUACGACAGGGCUGUACUUGUGAAGUAUGUGGAUUCUCUUGCCACGUGACGUGUGCAGACAAGGCUCCUGCAGUAUGUCCAAUCCCUCCUGAGCAGACUAAGGGACCUUUGGGAAUAGAUCCACAGAAAGGCAUAGGAACAGCUUAUGAAGGACAUGUCCGAAUACCAAAACCAGCUGGAGUAAAGAAAGGUUGGCAGAGAGCGCUGGCAGUGAUCUGUGAUUUUAAACUCUUCCUAUAUGAUGUGGCAGAAGGAAAAGCAUCCCAACCCAGCGUGAUAGUGAGUCAGGUCAUAGACAUGAGGGAUGAAGAAUUCUCAGUGAGUUCUGUCUUGGCCUCAGAUGUCAUCCAUGCAAAUCGAAAAGAUAUCCCCUGUAUCUUUAGGGUCACAGCCUCCCAGCUCUCUGCAUCCAGUAAUAAGUGUUCAAUCCUGAUUCUGGCAGACGGUGAGAAUGAAAAAAGCAAGUGGGUAGGAGUGCUGAACGAAUUGCAUAGGAUCUUGAAGAAGAACAAACUCAAAGACCGCUCAGUCUAUGUUCCCAAAGAAGCUUAUGACAGCACCUUACCCCUCAUCAAAACAACACAGUCAGCAGCAAUCAUAGACCAUGAAAGAAUAGCUCUGGGGAAUGAAGAAGGGUUAUUUGUUGUGCAUGUCACCAAAGACGAGAUUAUCCGUGUUGGUGACAAUAAGAAGGUUCAUCAGAUUGAGCUUAUUCCAAAUGAACAGCUCAUUGCAGUAAUCUCAGGACGAAACCGUCAUGUGCGGCUUUUCCCUAUGGCUGCCCUGGAUGGAAGGGAGACUGAGUUUUAUAAGCUGGCAGAGACGAAAGGCUGUCAGUCAAUAGUUUCUGGACAUGUGCGCCACGGAGCUCUUACGUGCCUGUGUGUAGCUAUGAAAAGGCAGGUCCUCUGUUAUGAACUAAAUCAGAGUAAGACACGUCACAAAAAGAUCAAGGAGAUCCAAGUCCAGGGGAACGUCCAGUGGAUGUCAGUCUUCAGUGACCGUCUUUGUGUGGGCUACCAGUCAGGUUUCUUAAAAUAUCCCCUUCACGGAGAAGGCAGCCCAUACAGUCUGCUCCAUCCAGAUGACCACACGCUAUCAUUUAUCUCACAGCAGCCAACGGAUGCCAUCUGUGCAGUCGAAAUCUCGAAUAAAGAAUACCUGCUGUGUUUUAGCAGCGUAGGGGUUUAUGUUGACUGCCAGGGCCGAAGAUCUAGACAACAAGAAUUGAUGUGGCCUGCAACUCCAUCUUCUUGCUGUUACAAUGCACCAUACCUCUCUGUGUACAGUGAAAAUGCAAUUGAUAUCUUUGACGUGAACUCCAUGGAGUGGAUUCAGACUAUUCCUCUGAAAAAGGUACGACCCUUGAAUACAGAAGGAUCACUAAACCUUUUAGGCCUGGAGACAGUUAGAUUAAUAUAUUUCAAAAACAAAAUGGCAGAGGGCGAUGAACUGGUAGUUCCUGAGACUUCAGAUAACAGCCGGAAGCAAAUGGUUCGAAACAUCAACAACAAGCGCCGCUAUUCAUUCAGAGUACCUGAGGAGGAGAGGAUGCAGCAGAGGAGGGAGAUGCUACGCGAUCCAGAAAUGAGAAAUAAAUUAAUUUCUAACCCAACUAAUUUUAACCACAUAGCACAUAUGGGUCCAGGAGAUGGUAUACAGAUUCUCAAAGACCUUCCAAUGAAUCUUCGGCCUCAGGAAAGUCGGACCGUAUUCAGUGGCUCUGUCAGUAUCCCAUCGAUCACGAAAUCCCGCACAGAACCAGGACGAUCGAUGAGCGCAAGCAGUGGGUUAGCAGCACGAUCGUCUGCACAAAACGGCAGUGCUUUGCGGAGGGAAUUCUCAGGAGGUAGCUAUGGAGCAAAGCGUCAACCUAUGGCAUCGCCCUCAGAUGGCUCUUUAUCCUCUGGUGGCCUGGACCAAGGCAGCGAUGCACCAACAAGGGACUAUGAGCGAGAGGACUCUGACUCUCCGAGACACUCUACUGCAUCGAACAGCUCCAACCUCAGCAGCCCUCCCAGCCCGGUUUCUCCUCACAAGACCAAGAGCCUCUCCCUGGAGAGCUCUGACCACGUGAGUUGGGACUCAUGAACUGCUUCAGCAUUCAGAUUUGACAUCACAGCAGCUUGCUGUCCCCAUGGCUGUCCCCUUCACUUGUUCCAGUUCACACCUUCAUCAUCCUAACCCUCCCCAUUCCCUGCCUGAAAGUGAUCUGGGAGUGGGGUGCAAAGGAAGGUAAAAGCUGGUCGUCUUCAGCACCGUUCAACACUGCCUCACCCUCCCUUCCCCAGAUUUGACAGCAGCAAAUGAGCAAAGCUAGGGUGUUGGUAAAUACCAGAUGCUGUAGAUUUGUAUUAGUAUUGGUUUCAUUUUUGUGGUUACAGCUGCUUCAUUUUUAAAGAUGUGUUUUUCCCACCUCCCCUUCCACUUCCCAAAACGUAGCCUGAGUAGACCAGACCAGUAUCAACAAGAGAAAAGUUCAGAGGGAUUUUGUUUUCAUACAAUAGCUCAUUGUACUGUACAAAAGUAGCACAGAGACCCCUUCCCCUGCACGGGGAACGAUCAGUAUGUCAGAGGCACAUAAAAGCUUUCAGCCACCACGUUUGAAUGUCAAUCUGAUUGUCGCCAGCAAAUCCUUAUUGAUGAAAAUGAUGCAUAUUUUACUACAGUACAGAGUUUAAAUAAAUACACAGAUGUUAGAGUAAAA